GAUCCUGCAGGCGUUCCGCGCACCACGCAGUUCCGCCAUGUUUGUGACGUCAUUGACUAAUCCCGCCCCGGUGUGUAGGCUCGUUUGAUGCGGAGUCAUGAAAGUGUUUGUAAACAACCCAGUCAGAAGGUGCAGCAAACUGGAGUCGGACCAAUUCCUACACACAUCCCAGAGUGUCAGCCCAUCCAUCAAAGCGCCCCAAGGAUGUUUGAGCUCACGAUUUCUCGACGCUUUUAAGUCGACAGGAUGACUGUGACACUACUGAUGUAUUCAUUCAUAGCUCUGCUCAACUACAGCAUUUCGGCUGCAUAAACUGAAGCCCAUUUUCAUUAUCCGUGUACUGUACACCUAUUGAGUGGAAGAUGCCUUGGCCUUUUUCUGAGUCCAUCAAAAAGCGGGCCUGUAGAUACCUUCUGCAUCGAUACCUUGGGAAUUUUCUACAGGAGAAGCUGAGUUUGGACCAGCUUAGUUUAGACCUCUAUCAAGGAACCGGGUCACUUGCCCAAGUUCCAUUAGAUAAAUGGUCACUCAACGAGCUGCUAGAGACGGCAGACGCCCCAUUUGAAGUAAUUGCAGGGUUCAUCCAGACAAUAUCUCUAACAGUGCCAUGGGCAGCCCUGCUGCAGGACAACUGUGCCCUGGAGGUUAAGGGUUUGGAGAUGGUGCUCAGACCAAGACCAAGAGUGGCAUCUGGCAUUGAGCCCAUGUACUGGUCCAGUUUCAUGACGAGUAGCAUGCAGCUUGCCAAAGAAUGUCUCAGCCAGAAACUCACGGAUGAUAUAGGAGAGACCUUCCAGCCUUUUGAAGGAUUGGAAAAGUUUGCAGAAACAAUAGAGACAGUUUUAAGGAGAGUCAAGGUUACAUUUUUGGAUACUGUUCUCAGAGUCGAACACGUUCCAGAAAGUUCUAAAACUGGAAUUGCACUUGAGAUUCGAAUCAGCAAGAUUGUUUACUGUGAUGAAACAUGUGAGGAGACUUCAAGUGUGAAUGUGCAUCAGCCAACCACAUUUGCACAUAAAAACCUGCAGAUGGAAGGGAUCACCAUAUUUUGGGAUGAGUUUUCAGAUGCGUCUCGAGCUGGAUAUAAAUCCUCACCUACUGCUACGGAAACUGAGCCAAAGCUCUCCCCCAGUUGGAAUCCCAAAAUAAUAUGCGAGCCUCAUCCCCAGUUCACAGAGCCUGUGUCCUCUACAAAAACAUUUGAGCCGGUGCAGGUUGGGAGCCUCGGUGGUAAAAUUGAGUUGUCCCUCACUCUGAAAAACAACCUAGCUAUGCCUGGAGCAAAGCUUGAUGUUGUUGGACAUAUAGACACACUGGUUAUUUUGCUGUCGCCACGUCAAGUUCAUCUUCUUUUGGACUUGUUUGGAGCUUUCUCUGGUGCUGGUGCACGGGAGUGGGCAAAGGAUCGAAAGAGUCGACCAAUACAGCAAGAGGAUGAAUACCGGCUCCAUAUGGAGCUGAAUCGCUGUCUGAAGAAGGACACUGCGGUUCCAGGAACAGACCCUGACCUUUUUGAGAGCCAGACCACCAGAACUGUCUCCAGUCGAGACGAUGUGUUCUUCUCCAUGGCUGACAUGGAAAUGUCUCACAGUUUGUCAUCACUCCCUCCUCUUGGUGAGCCACCCACUGUUGAUUUGGACUUGUCACUCAAUAGCAAUUACUCUGCUUCCCCUGGAGAAUCUCCGUCUGGAAACACAACAGCUUUGUGGGAAGAUUACAUGGAUGUACCAAGACAGAGAGAGAAGCAAACUAAUGAAACUCCCGCCCAGUCGCGGGAUUCACACUUCCCUUCAAAAUUACUGAGGCAGACUUCUCAUUCAUCCAAAAGCCACGGUGAUGAAUCCAGGCCAGAGCUGGUGUUAAGGCUGACAUUUGGCAGCCUGGCCAUUUCAGUCCUCCACAUUGACCCGCUGCCACCACCAGAUGCUGCUCCCAGUCCACUUGGCCCCAUGGCUGCACACUUCUUUAACACGGUGGGCCCCGGACGGAUUGCCCCCGAUGCUUUCCUUCAGUCCCGGACAGUUUUUAACCAGGCUUGUCCCUAUGACCACCUGAGGUUUGUGGGCCAGGGCCUGAAGAUAAAUUAUGAACACUGUCAAGGAUCCAGCCUGCGAACCUUUAGCACUGACAUUUCCCUUAACCAGAUGGAGUUCUUGGAGUGUCUGUUUCCUACCGAGGCUGUCCUUGGUGGCUUCCAAAGGGGCAUUCAGUACACUGAGCUUUUGACAUUUGACACCACAGCCAGUGCUGAUGCACCGCUCACCACAUGCCUUCACCUGCUUUACAAACAGGCUGAGCGCAGAGGUCCGCAGGGUGGCCAGGUUCGCCUUAGCACCAUUCCCAGGAAAGCUGAGAUCCAGGUGGAGUUGGGUCCAGUGCACUCUGAGCUGGACAUUAGUAUUGUAGACCGCCUCAACUCAUUACUUCAGCCCCAGAAGUUGGCCACUACAGAGUUGAUGGCCUCGCACAUGUACACCUCCUAUAAUAAACACGUCAGUUUGCACAAGGCAUUUACAGAGGUUUUCCUUGACGACAGCCACACUCCAACCAACUGUCAUGUGUCACUGACUGUCACUGCACCAGCCCUGGGCCUUGCAGUUCGUUUUCCUAUUCCUGACCUGCGUUCCGAUCAGGAGAGAGGUCCUUGGUUCAAGAAGUCCCUGCAGAAGGAAGUACUUUACCUGGAGAUGGAAGACCUGGAAGUAAAAACAGAGUUCAUGGGUGGCAGUUGUCCUGACCAAACCAAGAUGGAACUCACUUUUAGGGAGCUCACUGGAAAGUUCCAGGAGGAACCAGAUCAGCCCGCUGCCCGCUUCAUCAGAGUGUCCAACACCAUGGAUGGAGACAUGACAACAUCUGAGAGCGUAAAGUUUGACUGGCCGAGGGUUGUACUCAAGAUGAAUCCUACUGCCGUUCACUCAAUCCUUGAGAGAGUGACAACAGAGGAUGAUGAAGGGGCUGAGGACCAUUCUCUUGAAGAAGAGGAGGAGGAAGGGGCUGCUCAUUCGCUGAAGGAUGUGUGUGACUUUGGGAAACCAGAGCCGUCACCGUUUUCCUCACGGAGGGUUAUGUAUGAGAAUGAAGAGAUGGUCAUUCCUGGUGAUGUUGCUGAGAUGACGGAGUUCCAGGAAAAAAACAUGAACAACUCUCGUUUCGUCCUUGAGUUGUGUUUUCCGAAUGUGCAAUUAGCUCUUCCCAGCAAGACCUUUUAUGAGAAACUACACAACAGGAUAAACAACGAUCUGCUGCUGUGGGAGCCCACUGCUCCGUCUCCAGUGGAGACAGUUGAGAGUAUGCCGUAUGGAGUGGGACUCUCUGUCGCCAGUCAGUUGAUCAACACAUACUCGAAGGACAGCUUCAGCCAGUUCCGCUCUACUUGUCCUGAAGAGGACACCAGCGACUCGGAGGAGGACAACAUGCACUACUACUCUCCUGCCUCUGAACUUAGCCACAGAUCCCGCAAGAAGAAAAAGCCCAAAACCCAAAGCAAGACGUCCCAAAGCCUGUUUUCUGUUAUCCUCAGUGUCAAUCAUGGUCUGGUGGCUCUUCAAACAAAUGCUAAUAAGGAGGAUAAAACUGUAAUAAAAAACAAACAUGGCGAGUUCUGGCUGGAGGUGAAAAAUGCCGUGUUGUUCAGUGUGACACAAUAUGAAGGUUACAGCGACCAACAUUAUAUCUGUUUCCACACCAGCAGCGUUUGCAUGUUUCACCAAGGACUCGUAGACGGCGGUACCUCGUUUACAGACACCAAGCUGCCAUGUAGGACACAUCCUCACUGGCUGGAACCAACGAUCUAUCAAUCAGAGACGGCGCCUGAGAGAUCCUCGACGCCGUCGGAAGGUAUCGGUCUGGAGGCUCGUAGCAUGGUGUCUGUCGCUGUCAAGAUCUCAUCCCAGAAUGCAGAACGCAAUGUCAAGGAGUUUCUGGUUGCAGUUGGAGUGAGAGGAGCAACCCUCCAGCACAGAGUAGUCCCUCCAGGCUUGGGCUGGUAUGAUCAGAUUGUUGACUUUCUGAAUGUUUCUGAUGAGCCUGUGUUGGGCUACGCCCCUCCCACAUCCGUUACCACUCUACACCUGCAUCUGUGGAGCUGCUCGCUGGACUACAGACCCCUUUAUCUGCCCCUGAGAUCACUGUUGAUUGUAGAGACUUUCAGUGUCUCCAGCAGUGUCUCUCUAGACCACUCUUCUUCAACACUCAGGAUCAUUCUAGACGAAGCUGCACUUUUUCUCUCUGACAAGAGCAACGCAGUGUCUGUUAAUCUAGCACAUGACUAUGUACAAGUGGUAGACAUGGGAACACUGGAACUAAGGAUCACAGCUGUCAAACCUGGAGUGGAUGGGAAACUGUCCGAACCCAGGUUUGAGCUACGUUGUUCCAGUGACGUCAUUCACAUCAGAACCUGCUCGGACUCGUGUGCUGCCCUCAUGAACCUCAUUCAGUAUGUGGCGAGCUAUGGAGACCUACUGCCCCCUGCAGAAUCGGAGGCCAAGAACAGCAGCACAGAACAAAGAACCAAGGCAGAGUUUCCCGGUAGGUCCACGUCUCACACUCCGUUGCUCGCUGAGACCGAGCAGCAGAUGUUGCAAGAUCUUAUGAGUGAAGCUAUGGAGGAGAUUGAUGGGCAGCAUGCACCAGGCCCACAGCAGAAUGGAGCACACGAUGAUCAGGGUCAGGAUCAUGACCCACCUCGCUCAGACCUCUUCCUGUUUCCAGAUGAGAGUGGCAAUUUAAACCAGGACUCAAGCCCCACUUAUCCCAUGCUUCACUCUCCUCUCAUUACUCCCGUUCCAAGCCUGGCCCAGGAGACCGACGACUUUUGCAUUCUGGAGACACCUAGUUCCAGGGUAGAGGAUCGGAAUCAGGAGCCAGUGGUAAAGCAGCUUACUCCAGACUUGGUGGUAAUCAAAGAUGAUCACUUCAGUCAGCCGCUGGGGGGGAGUGAUUCCAGUCGUGGAGCAGUGAACUUCCCCAUCCCAGAGGUGCGCUACCUCAUUAGAGAGAUCUCAGUCAUCUGGCAUCUCUACGGUGGGAAGGACUUUGGGGGUACAGCUCUGUCAGCUUCACCUGCUAGAAGCCGGGGAUGUACACCUCAUGGCUCCCCCUCCCAAACUCCAGUCAGACAGCCCAAAGCUUCAGGAAGGGCAGGAGGUGGAAAAGGACGGAAUCCUGACGUCUUGAUGGAGAUCCAACUCAGCAAGGUGAGAUUUCAACAUGAAGUCUACCCACAGGCCAAGCUGGCUUCCACACCUGCUGUGGAUCAGCCAGUUGCCCGGCAGGUGUUUGUUGUGCAAGACCUGGAGAUCCGUGACCGUCUAGCUACAUCGCAGAUGAACAAAUUCCUUUACUUGUACUCUAGCAAAGAAAUGCCCCGAAAAGCUCAUUCUAACAUGUUGACAGUGAAGGCAGUACAUAUGUGUCCAGAGUCAGGCCAGGCUCCUCAUGAGUGCUGUUUACGUGUGUCCUUGAUGCCACUUCGACUCAAUAUUGACCAGGAUGCGCUUUUCUUCUUGAAAGACUUUUUUACUAGUCUUGCUGCUGAAGUCGAGUUUUUCUCACCACCAGUUCAAGAAGCCGUCUGUGUUUCCACAAAGACUGUGGCUGCCCCGGAGAUCACUUGCAGCUUCUCCAAGCAUCCUGGCACCAGCCAGGACCUGGCCCCGAUCAUCUCACUGCCUGCGCAGAGACGUUUGAGCCACACUGGUUUCACUCCAUCUGGCCGAGAGGAAGCGACCGACAGUGAAGCUGCUGCUCCUGCAUUCACAGACCAGCCCAUUUUCUUUAGGGAGUUUCGUUUUACCUCUGAGGUUCCCAUUCGCUUAGAUUACCAUGGGAAACAUGUGGCGAUGGAACAGGGGACAUUUGCAGGCAUCAUUAUUGGGUUGACGCAGCUGAAUUGCUCAGAACUACGACUACGAAGGUUGUGCUAUAGACAAGGGUUAUUGGGGGUUGAUAAGCUGUUUUCAUAUGCAAUAAAUGAGUGGCUGAAUGACAUAAAGAAGAACCAGCUUCCAGGUCUGCUGGGUGGCGUGGGACCUAUUCACUCUCUGGUGCAGUUAGUUCAAGGAUUCAGGGACCUGGUCUGGCUUCCCAUUGAGCAGUACAGGAAGGAUGGGCGAAUAGUUCGUGGGUUUCAGCGCGGUACAGCCUCUUUUGGAACUUCUACUGCGAUGGCUGCUCUGGAGCUCACCAAUAGGAUGGUGCGGACUAUUCAGGCAGCAGCUGAGACGGCCUAUGACAUGGUGUCUCCGGUCCCUGAUGAGAGCGGAACAAAGAGGAUAAAGCGCUACUCUCAUUAUGGCCUUGCUCAUCAGCCCGUUGACCUGAGGGAAGGUGUAGCCAAAGCAUAUACGGUGGUCAAAGAGGGGAUCACAGACACCGCACUGACCAUCUAUGACACAGCCACCCGGGAGCAUGAGCAGCGCGGGAUGACGGGAGCAGUGGGUGGAGUUCUCCGUCAGCUGCCUCCGGCUGUGGUCAAGCCGCUCAUUAUGGCCACUGAAGCCACCUCUAACGUCUUGGGUGGAAUGAGGAACCAGAUUCACCCCGAUGCACGCCAGGAGGAGUCACAGAAGUGGAGGCAGGGGGAGGAUUAAUUCCUCCUGCCAUAUGACAACUGAAAUCAUGACCAUGGAAAAGCUACAGCUAUACUGAUGGGACAUUUUUACAAAGCAAACAUCUCAGAGGGGCAUUAAGGCUCCAAUGCUAAAAAGAAAAUAACAAUAUUGUUCAUUUCAGCAACUGUUAUUCAGCUUGUAUUGGUUCCCUUACAGUGCCUUCAUGGUUAUCAGCGUUGUCCGAACUGUGUGUUUAGUCAAAGGGAUGUUUUAGGUGUAAGACGUUGAGUACUGUUGUGGGAUGUAAGAUAGAAAUGAUUAUGAAGAAAUAGGCUGUUGUCAUGAGGAGCAAACAUUUGCUUCAAACAGCUCAGUUUACAAGUGUGCGGUUUCAUCCUCCUACUUGGUGUUCAUAAAUACUAAUAUUAUGGAUCUAAUCACCCCUGAUUUUUAAUUCACUGUAUUUUGACUGUGUACUGUAAAUAUUCCUAAUGUGUAACACUUUUUGCAAAUAUAAAAGAACAAGUAUAGAAACUGAAUGUGUAGAGUACAGAUGUCUGUAAUGAGCACUUCAGAAUGACUUGAAGGGUUAUUGCCCACAUGACCCAGGUUUGCUUCAUGGUUUAAUUUUGAGCUGAUAUUGGUGUUGUGUAAUGAUCAAAAAAGCUGCUAUUCUGAAGAGGCAGCUUUUACAUUUAAUGAAUAAUUCAGUUUGUCAGUCCCAUGUUCACAACUGUGGUUGCAGAAUUGUUCAAGGUCCACCUGAGUCUUAACACCCUGAUCAGCUGAUUUAGCCUAACUGUAUAUUUUAAAUACUGCAUUUGGUGUCUUUUGUUGCAGACGUUUUAUUUGCACAUUUGUUUAUGUGAAGAGUAGUAUUUGUUGUACAUAGUUGUACAGUUGUGCUUCAAUUUGUAUUAAAAGCAUGAAAGGGAAAUAAAGGGUAAAUUCACCAUUC
Messenger RNA from Betta splendens (Siamese fighting fish), 7512 nucleotides. RefSeq names its product autophagy related 2B (gene atg2b). Gene Ontology annotation, molecular function: phosphatidylinositol-3-phosphate binding. Gene Ontology annotation, cellular component: phagophore assembly site; extrinsic component of membrane. Lineage: Eukaryota; Metazoa; Chordata; Actinopteri; Anabantiformes; Osphronemidae. The coding region runs from base 363 to 6593 and encodes 2076 amino acids. Gene Ontology annotation, biological process: autophagy of mitochondrion; reticulophagy; autophagosome assembly. The transcript has 43 exons. The record is from RefSeq and is a predicted model, not a curated record.